Molecule: messenger RNA, 970 nt
Organism: Hippocampus comes (tiger tail seahorse)
Lineage: Eukaryota; Metazoa; Chordata; Actinopteri; Syngnathiformes; Syngnathidae
Gene: edaradd
Product: EDAR-associated death domain
Exons: 6
Coding region: 109-759 (216 amino acids)
Biological process (GO): signal transduction
Molecular function (GO): protein binding
Source: RefSeq, a predicted model, not a curated record
GUUCUUUUUUGAACUGGUGACUUUUGCUUAAGGUGCCGCCACUGGCUGGCAUCAACAUCUUUAAACUGUAUUGAAACUCUGACCUGGAGUUUUAGAGAGGCUUCAAAAAUGAGCACUUUGAGAGCAUGUAAAGAACCAUUUGCGGAGAGAAUCAACUCAGAGCCGGUGGAGGACACAGACACCACCACCUUUGUGGCAGAAUUUUCUUUAGAAGCCAAUUACCCGGUGCAAGUCACUGAUCCUAAUGAUGCUGUGACACUCCACCUGAGCUCCAUGCCCUCUGGAUACUUGAGCCCCUCCAACAGAAUCAGGCAGCCAGUGAAAGAUAGUGAAGAAUGUACCUGCCCAACAUCUACGUCACCAGAAGACUACCCCAAAGAACUCCAAUUACAGCUAAACAGCCCUUGUGAAAAAUGCUGUCGUCCUGCACCUCCUCCCAAGAUCAGUGACCUCCUGAACGACAAAGAUCUUCUGGACUUAUUGCGACUCAAGCUGGACCCGAACCACUGCACUGUCAAAAACUGGAAGAACUUUGCGAGCCGCUGGGGGAUGAGCUAUGACGAGCUCACCCUGCUGGAGUACCGGACCCAAGGUUCUCUGUCCCACAGCCCCACCCAGGAGUUCCUACUCCGUUACAACCAGAAACCUGUCACCGAGCUCACUGAACUGUGUCGCUUUUACCAGCGGAUCGACGUGUUGCGGUUGUUGCAGAGCUGGAUGGAAAAGGAUUGGCCAUCACGCUGGCAGCAAACAAAUUAACUUCUUUCACUAAUUAUCCACUGGGUGUUUCUCCUGUUUUUUCUUUAUGAUUUUUCUCAUAAUGUUUGAUAUACAUUGGACUCCAUAAUAUUGUUUGCCACCGUUUAUUGGAGUGCAACAAUAACAAAGAAAUAAACAGCUUCAUCUGAAUUUUUUUUCUCAGGAAAUUAUGGAUAACCAAAUAAAAUUUCGGAACACUCUGAAAUGUUGA